Cricetulus griseus (Chinese hamster) is the source of this 2872-nucleotide messenger RNA. The record is from RefSeq and is a predicted model, not a curated record. Lineage: Eukaryota; Metazoa; Chordata; Mammalia; Rodentia; Cricetidae.
AUAGGGGCACUGGGAGCCCGAGUGAUCUGUGACAACAUCCCUGGUUUAGUGAGCCGGCAGCGGCAGCUGUGCCAGCGAUACCCAGACAUCAUGCGCUCAGUGGGUGAAGGUGCCCGAGAAUGGAUCCGAGAGUGUCAGCACCAGUUCCGCCAUCACCGCUGGAACUGCACCACACUGGACCGGGACCAUACUGUCUUUGGCCGUGUCAUGCUUAGAAGUAGCCGGGAAGCAGCAUUUGUAUAUGCCAUCUCAUCAGCUGGAGUGGUCCAUGCUAUCACUCGGGCCUGCAGCCAGGGUGAAUUGAGCGUGUGCAGCUGUGACCCAUAUACCCGUGGUCGGCACCAUGACCAACGAGGGGACUUUGAUUGGGGUGGCUGUAGUGACAAUAUCCACUAUGGUGUCCGCUUUGCCAAGGCUUUUGUGGAUGCCAAAGAGAAGAGGCUUAAGGAUGCCCGGGCCCUCAUGAACUUACAUAACAACCGCUGUGGUCGCACGGCUGUGCGGCGAUUUCUGAAGCUGGAAUGUAAGUGUCAUGGUGUGAGUGGCUCCUGUACUCUACGCACCUGCUGGAGAGCACUCUCAGACUUCCGCCGCACUGGUGACUACCUGAGGCGGAGGUAUGAUGGGGCUGUGCAGGUGACUGCCACCCAGGAUGGUGCCAACUUCACAGCAGCCCGCCAAGGCUAUCGCCAUGCCACCCGGACUGAUCUUGUCUACUUUGACAACUCCCCUGACUACUGUGUCUUGGACAAGGCUGCAGGUUCCCUAGGUACUGCAGGCCGGGUCUGCAGCAAGACAUCUAAAGGAACAGAUGGUUGUGAAAUCAUGUGUUGUGGUCGAGGGUACGACACAACUCGAGUCACCCGUGUCACCCAAUGUGAGUGCAAAUUCCACUGGUGCUGUGCUGUGCGGUGCAAAGAGUGCAGAAACACUGUGGAUGUCCAUACUUGCAAGGCCCCCAAGAAGGCAGAGUGGCUGGACCAGACCUGAACACGCAGAUACCGCAUUCAUCCCUCCACUUCAAGCCUCCAACUCAAAAAGCACAAGAUCCUUGCAUGCACACCUCCCUCCACCCUCAAUUCUGGGCUCGACAGCUUCUGAUAUGGACUUGGAGAGUGAUCCAGAGGGACCCCAAUGUCCUGGCUGGUUCCUUAGCCCUGGGAAGGAGUUGAUAGGGGAUGGAUAUGAGACUGAGUGGCUCCCUGAUGUUCCAUCUGGAGGUUUGAAGGGAGAGUAGAAGAGGUAGGAGUCUGUCUUCAGAGUGAUUUGGAUUGCACUAAAGUCAAGGCUCAUUUUCCCCUUUGCUUGCACUGACUUCUGAUACUCUUUGGGUAUGCAACAGAAAGGGAAUCUGGAAGUAGCUUCCUUUUUGAUCCUACUGUAGCCAAGGACAGAUAGGACAGAGAUAAAAACUGUCUGUCCCUUCAUUGGAGACAGUUUGUGCAGACAAUCUUAGGCUAUAGUAUUCUGCUGAGCCCCUGAGAUAGCUAGAUGUGUUAGCCAUGGUGAAUAAGGCUCCAUCUCAUGCUCUUACACAGUUUUUAAACUAGUGGUUUUACGAAGGAGAAAUGACAUAAUUACAAAUACACAGUCUCUGUAUCUCCUUUUCCACCUACAUCAGACAACAGCAGCAUGCUCACUGGCUGCCUGUUCAGAGUGAGGUAGCUUGCAGUGGUUCAAAAUCUUAGUAGACCAUUAGAGCCCUGGAACAGAACUGUGAGAGAAUAGUACAGUAAGCCUGGCUAGGCCUUGGGACAUUCCCCCUAUCAAUUUUUUUUUUAAUUUUUUUUUUUUAACGAGCUAACCCCAUGUUAGCUCGGGCCUUUCAUCCAUCCACCAUGGUGGAUGGCUAGAAAAGAGCCCCCCUAUCAAUUAUCCUGGACAUUAGGUAGGUUUGGAAAAGACUAAGUAAAAGGCAGGCAACUCAUGGGAGGGUAAGCACAGCUGAUCUCAAGGGCUGCAUGAGGAUCAGUGUCUACUAGGCAGGCAGAGAGCUCUCAUUUUGGCAGUUCUCUAGGUGAGGACCUUCAGCAUUGAAGUAGGAACAAAAGCAAGUGACUAUAUAAAGAACUAGCUGGUGCUGGAGCCAACGUGCAAAACACCUUAGAAGACAGUAGCCUUCCCCCAUUUACUCAGCAAAUCUUUAUUUUGUGAUUCUCCAAGUCCUACUGAUAACUACUGUCCAUUCCAUGAUUGACUUAAACAGGGAGGGUUCCCUCUAUGCUACUAGCCAUUGCCUAACUACCAUAUGCAGUAGUGGAGUCUUCGAAGGCAGCAGGCAUGGUAAGCUAGAAGGUAGGACAUGGGAUUUGAAAUCUUGAUGGCCUAGUUUUAUGUGACCUACACAGUGACCAUCUUCUUGCCUAUUGAUAAACAGCAACAGUAUUGAAAUCUGCAGUUAUGACAGACCUAGGUUUAAUCCCAGCUAUUUACUUACUGUUUCUUAUUUUCAGCAGGAUCUUUAGAUUCUCCUGGCCUAUUUUCUUAUCCAUAAAAUGAGGGUGCAUGCCUCACUCAGAUAUUGAGAUUUAACUUGUGUCCUAAACUCCAGCCAACAGAUAUACUUCAUCAAGCCUCUGACUGGUCAAGUACAUCCUAACUUCUCUAGGAACUUCUAAUUCAGGACUGGCUGGUCUUGACAACAGACUGGAGAUUAAGGAGCAUUCACAAGGAAUUCUGCAUAUAGGAGCUCUCUCUUUCCUCAGGUUCCUCUUCAUCCAAUCGGGCUCUCAGAUGUUUGUGGAGCAACUUCAUUUUGCCCAGGCAGCAGCAGGAGGUGGUGUGUGUGUGUUUGUGUGUGUGUGUGUGUGUAUGGCUCUGGCCACGGAGGCAGAUUUAUUUGGAUGCUAGGACUAAUAUUUGUGUAACCUGC